AUGGACCACGACAGCAUUGCUCCGGGUGCGCUCAAGACGCCCGUGUUUACACGCCUGAAGGGCAGGCGCAUUGUGCUGGCAAGUGGAAGCCCACGCCGUACCGAACUUCUAGCGAGCGUUGGCAUCCACCCCGAGGUAGUGCCGUCCAUGUUCGAGGAAGACUUGCCAAAGAGCGACUUUGUAGGAGAGGCCGUGUACGAAUACCCUGUCGCUAAUGCAGGCGAGAAGGCAUUGGAAGUGUAUAAGCGGCUUGUGCUAGAAAAUCCGGCAGACCCGCCCGAGCUGGUGAUCGGUGCAGACACAGUCGUCAUUGCCGACGAGCAGAUUUUGGAAAAGCCGCGGGACAAGAUGGACAACUUGCGUAUGCUUGCAGACUUGUCUGGCAAGCCAUGCACCGUAAUUACGGGCGUUGCCAUAGUCCACCCCGUGCUGUACAACCCUGGGUACAAGUUGCGCACGGUCGUCGAGCAGACGCGUCUCUAUUUCGCCGACAUUCCUGCGCCCUUGCUCCAGGCAUACGUCGACGACGGCGAAGGGAUUGAUUGUGCAGGCGGGUUUGCGAUCCAGGGCAAGGGUGCGCUCCUGGUGCGCGGCAUUGAAGGCGACUAUAACAACGUAGUGGGCUUCCCAUUGUUCAGUGUCCUUACACACCUGCACGAGUUGAUCGAGGAUGAGGAACUGGACUUGGAAGGCAUAGGCGCAUAG
Molecule: messenger RNA, 705 nt
Organism: Malassezia vespertilionis
Lineage: Eukaryota; Fungi; Basidiomycota; Malasseziomycetes; Malasseziales; Malasseziaceae
Exons: 1
Coding region: 1-705 (234 amino acids)
Molecular function (GO): nucleoside triphosphate diphosphatase activity
Source: RefSeq, a predicted model, not a curated record